UCCCGUAGAUUCGAAACCCGGGGACUCUCAUUAUUCAGAGUAUUUUUCCGAAACAUACAUCAGCUACAACUUUCGUUUUAAAAAUUCUAUUAUAUUUUGGUACAAAAUUGAUUUAAGAAUGUUCAAAAUUAAGUUGUAUGAUGUGGGAAUUUUUGUGCUCCUGACAUCCAUGCAUGUAUGCAUGGUCCUUCAGCCGGUGAUCGAGGCCAAUGUCAAUAUGAAGGCAUCCUAUCCCGCUGUGGAUAGGAGCUUGUGGCUUCAAGUGAGCUAUAAGUACAACCAUUGGAUGUUGGUCAAGUCGAUAAUGUACUCGAUGCUUGCGGUAGUGGGACUUUGGUACAGUCGGCAUCUGCAAAGGCCUGCGGAACCAUGCAGUGCCGAGGAAGUCAAAAAUAGAUGGCUAAGCAGGAAUCAAAUGGCUUCCAGAGGGAUGGAUUCGUUCAAAUUUCCCAUCAGGACUUUCAUGUGGUUUGCAAUUCCUUGGACAUUGACCUGUUUCUGCAGCGGCUUGAUCAACUAUAUUCGCCUUUAUCUGGUGAUUCAGCAUUUUUGCUUUACCAACUGGCAGAUCAUUCAGUUAUAUGCAGAACUUCAGGUACUCUUCUGGCGUCGUCUUUUAGCCAUGGCGGUGAUUCCCUAUUGGUCGCAGAUCACCGGAGACGGCGGUUCCUUGGAGAAGUCCAAUUUUCAUGAAAAUUUCAUCACUUAUGAGACUAAUCUGUUGGAUUGAUCACGCUCUAUUUGUAUAUUUUAAGUUCUAAUUAAUUAAAAUGCAACUUUAAAACAUAAA
Messenger RNA from Drosophila serrata, 790 nucleotides. RefSeq lists its product as uncharacterized. NCBI's taxonomy places the organism in Eukaryota, Metazoa, Arthropoda, Insecta, Diptera, Drosophilidae. The record is from RefSeq and is a predicted model, not a curated record.